GUAAGUGACAGCCUUAGACCCUGCAGUGCCUCGAGCUGGACUAUGACCCCACAGCGCUCUUCAUCUCAAACGAUGGAAACAUAAACUCAGUCACAAUGAGAGCGUCUUCAGAUCAGGACGUGCACAGAGGACGACAGAGGUCUCACUCCUACUACAGCUCAGAGGAGAGUAAGAAGUGUGGGCUGCAGUCGCACGGCCAGGGAACAAACUCCAGACCCAGAUCAAGGUCGUUUUACAGCUAUGAAACCUCAGAGAAAUAUUCUAACACUGACGUCGGGAACUUCGAUCGGUCCAGUCCUUUGAGACAAAGAGCCAGUUCACUGCAGUUUGUGGUGAAUCACAGAAAGGACAAAAAAGAGGAGAAUGGAAGCGGCGCUCAGAGUCAAACGGCGAAGCACAGGCCCAAACAGAGCAAGUCCAACAAAGACAGCUCCAGCGCCAAAACGUGUAACUUCAAGACGGAGAGCAUGAUGACCAUCUCUGAGGCGGACAACUGGGAGAUCUGCUCCAGCUCCGGGAUGAAGUACGGACAGUUUGUGGACUGGGAAAAGAUCGACCCCGAAGCGGCGGAGAAAUAUCAGACCCUGGUCCAGAGCAAACACCUGCAGCUCAAGGCCAUGGGCCGCCAGGGAUUCUGGGCCACGCCCCACACGCUCAGGGCCAAAGCGUAUUACCACAUCAUCCACAGCAUCAACUCCAGUGUGAAAACGGCGCAUCCAGAGAGAGACGUCUACUACGAACUCACCAAGAAACUCUUUGGAGAACAGAAACUGAGCUCACACCCAGCGCCCGAGUACAUGGAGGCUGCAGAAAUACCCAGAUACUGCCUGAACAAAUCCGGGCUGAACUCUGUGAAGAAAAUCCUCCUUUGUCUGGGAAAGUACUUCCCGGACAUGAACUAUUGCCCGAUCCUCCCGGCGCUGGUGUCCCUCAUCCUCCACUUCAGUAUGGACGAGGCCGAGUGCUUCUACAGCGUGGCCCGCCUCAUCUGCUACACCGACCCCAACAAACGCUACAUCGACCAGACCUUCCUGACCUACAGGGCGUCCUGUAUGACCUUUGGAGAUCUCGCCAACAAGUGCUGCCGCGGCAUUCGGAAAUUAAUCGCUAGUUCGCACCAAAACCUCUUUGAGUUUUACUCUGACUGGAUCAUGUGGAUCUUCGCCGACCUCCCGUUCAUCUACGCCAUCAGAGUUUUAGAUGUUUACCUUCUGGAGGGAUACAAAGUCCUGUACAGAGUGGCGUUGACUCUCCUCGGUCUCUACAAAGCCUCCGUCUCGUCCCGAGUGGCGGACGUGGAGGACUUCAGGACCGACAUGAAGAGGUUCGUGCAGAAUGUGGCUCGACACUGCUCUGCGGAGACACUUCUAGAAAAAGCUUUCCAGAUCCCGAUGGCCACGCGGCGAGAGCUCAACCUCCUGUUCAACGCCAACAAGGACUCGCUCAUGCAGAAAGGAGUCACCUGCCAUCAGAAGAGGCAAUUUGUGGAGAGCGUGGACUUCACCAACUUCAGCUCCACGGUCGUCACGGGGACAGAGAUGAGAGUCGUCUGGGCCUGGAUCCCAGAGAGAUACGCCCUGUUCAGCCCCGUCAGGCUCUACAGCACGACAGAGCACAAGAGGAGUCUGGAAGAAUUCUAUUCACAUGUGGAAGGACACGAGCCUGCAGUCCUCCUCAUCAAAACAGUCGAUGAAGAGGUGUUUGGGGCGUUCAUCUCCACUGACGUCAUAGAGCGACGUAAACACGACACAAAGAGCCUCACGUAUUUUGGAACAGGAGAAUGUUUUGUCUUCACGCUGCGUCCCAGUAUGGAGCGCUACCAGCAGACCGUGGUCAACAUCAUGACCCGACUGGUGUCCGGGCAGCAGAACGGGCCGUGCGACUCUCUGCCCCUGUCCCUCAGCAGAAGUACCAGCUCCAUGAACGGCGCCGGUCUGACCUGCCCCGUGGGGACUCCCCAGGACCCCAGCUACCUCACCGUCCCCCUCACCGUCCCCUUCACGGCCCCGUCAGACCGGCGUCUGUUUACCAAAGAGCCAAAAAGAGCCAAAGGACCAGAGGCGUCCAGGUUCAUCGCAGGGACGGAGCUCCAGCUGAUCAUUGGAGGUGACGGGGGCCACGCCCUGUGUCUCCAGCAGAGUCUGACCGGGGGACGCUCUGAGGCGUGUGACACGUUCAAGAACACGCCGCUGUGUAAGGGACAGUUUAAGAUCCAGGCUCUGGAGGUGUGGGGCGUUCAGAACUGCAUCACAUGUUCACACACACACACAUUUUAAACUGUGUAAAUGCUCCUCUUUUGUCUGUUUUUUUUAUCUGUGUGUGUAAUAUUAGAUAUUUAUUUAAAAUAAAAUAUUGGCCUUGAC
Messenger RNA from Periophthalmus magnuspinnatus, 2363 nucleotides. Its product is annotated as TBC1 domain family member 24-like. The record is from RefSeq and is a predicted model, not a curated record. The transcript has 11 exons. Lineage: Eukaryota; Metazoa; Chordata; Actinopteri; Gobiiformes; Gobiidae. Bases 96 to 2276 code for a protein of 726 amino acids.